CCAUUAUUCAACCAUUCAUUUGUGAAAUUACUGAUUUUGAUAUAGAAGUUGGUUAUCAAUCUUAAGCAAUCUAUGUUUUUACUAAUUGCGACUCUUAGAUUGGCGAACUUCUAUUCAGCCUCCUUUCAUACGAAAGUUUUGUUUUGAAUAAAAGCUGCUGCGAUAACUUUAUUAACUAAUGUCUGUCUCCGAGUGCUCCAUGUGUUUAUCAACUAUACCUCCCGUCUCUUUAUACCGAUGUGAAACGUGUUCAUCCGACCUGGAAAAAGGAUCGACCCCAGAAAUCUUCUGCGAAAUAUGUGUUUUUCCACACAUCCGGAAACAGCAUUCUGUAAUCGACUCUAAAGGUAAGGAGCCUUUUGCGUGCCCCCAACAUGCCUUGCCGUGCCUCGAAUACUGCCACACUUGUGAUGUUCCGUUAUGCUGCAAAUGUCUGACAAAGCAUAGUCAGCAUACAUUUCAACCAAUGGAGGAAAAAGCUGCCAUAGUUAAAGCUCAAGUGUUUGAAACCUUGACAUCUUUAGAGUUGAAAGAAAAACCUCUGCGGCUUAAAAAAGAAGCAAUGUCAAACACAGUCCAACAAAACUUAGACGAAGGAGAAGCUUUGAGUAGAAACCUAGAACACGAGUGCAAAAAUCUACAAGAAAGUCUUGUGCCAGAAAUCAAAAAUACUUCGAAGGUCAAUUACGAACGAAACAGAAAGUUAGCAAAUUUUUGCGAAAAACUAAACAACACUCAGCAGCGUGUUCGAGAUCUGCUCAGCCAAUCAAACGCCGAGUUGAUUCAAAAUUACAAAACUGUUUUGCAAGAAGUCGAAACGUAUGACAAAACCCAUGAAGAAUCCAUGCUCAUUCAGGACCGUAAUACCGAACUGUUGUCGAAUGAAUCGCUGGUUCAAAUGUUUAACCGGUUCAAACUAGACCUUAUUAGUAGAAUUUCAAUUUCACAGAAACUCACAUAUUUCAAUGUAGCAGGACGUUCAAGAGAAACCUUGUACAGGGUAUGUGACCUUGGUCUUGGCAGAAUCAAAGUGUUAUAUAUCGAGGAAUCUGAAUGCAGCAACAAAAGUAUAGUUAGUGCUGAACGUAACUAUACUUUGAGCGAAAACAAUUGCGUCACGCACGUGUUUCCAAUUUAUUUAGUCAAUGGCUUCAAUAUCCUUAUCCUGUUCACCCACCGAAUCGCAAAAACAUGGUGUGAUGGCAAAAUGAGCUCCUCUUGUUAUCCGGAUGUUGAUUUUUUUCUAUGGCCUUACAGCCUUGAUGGCCAUACAAUCCAUUGGUCGGCCUGGGAUCCAUCAGAAACAAAAAUAGUUUUCACCAGUCACGAAAGUUUUCACGUCACUUGCUCAGAGUGUCCCAAAAUCAGUAUGAGCAGUUCUUGCCAGCUGCAGUUGGGCUUCUUUGAAGAAGGGUGCCAAAAAUUGUUUCUCGUCAAUUUGGGAAAUCAAGUAGUCGACGAGAUAGAAAAAAGUCAGCACACCUUAAAUACAAUUGAUUGCGUUUCAUUUUUGUCAGAAUACAGACUAGUAUUGUGGUCAACAGAAGGAAAUUCAGUUAUUGUGUUGAACACAAGUCCCAAAUACUGCGUUGAGACGGAAUUUGAAAUGGUCGAUCAAAAAAUUUUCAAGAUAAUGGCGGCUUUUUUCAAAUGGUUUUUCGGGAUGGCGAUGUUUCCUGGACAGUCAUACCAUUGAUAAGUAAUGACUGUGAUGAAGAAAAGAGAAGAAAAUCUGAUUACAUGUUUGGUGUCUGGCAAGAAUCUGCCAACUGGCGCCAAUUUUUGUACCUGGGCAUUGAAUGUAAUUCAUGCAAAGCGCAGAGAUCAGCAUCUUGUUUUGAAAAAGAGGCGCAUUUUGCAUCAGAUCAAGAUGAGACAACUACCGAUGAAGAGACUGAAGAAGAGAUUGAAGAUGAAGCGCCGUCUCGAAACUCGCAUGAGAAUCAAAUGAGUCAUGGUUUCCAAGCGGAUCCUUCAACUCGAAAUAUGACGUUGCAGAAGAACACAGUUUUCGAUGUAGCAGGUUGUUCAAGAGAUACUCUAUACAGAAUUUGCGACAGCGGAUGCGGUGAAAUCAAUGUGUCAUAUUUAGAAGAGGAUGAAUUUGAUAAAAGCUGCAUCUUUAGUCCACAGCGUAGCUACUUGCUCAAGGAAAACGUUUCCGUUACUCACGUUUUUCCAUUAUAUUUGGUAAACUCUUUCAACAUCCUUAUUCUGUUGAGCGACCUUAGUGCCAAACUUUUUUACGGAGGAAAAUUAAGUUCAUGUAAUUACCCAAAUGUCGAGGCCUUUCUUUGGCCAUAUUCUCUUGGGGGCGAGGAUAUUUACUGGUCGGCAUGGGACCCAAUCGAAAAAAGAAUAUUUUUCACAGGCAAUGAGAAUUUUGGCUUCAAUUGCGCAGCACGCCCAAAAAUUAAAAUGAGCAGUUCACGGCAACAGCUGCUGUGUUUCAUUGAAAAACGACAACAAACUAUUUUUUACGCGAACUUAGUGGAAGAAAGUUUUAUGAAGAUAGAAAAAUGUGUUCAUAAACUUGAAUCCAUUGAUUGCGUUUCAUUGUUAUCAGGAAAUGGAAUAAUUCUGUGGUCAAUAAAAUCAGAACUGAUUGUUUUUUUGAAUAGAGCCUCUAGUAAAGCUGUAUUCGAGGUGGUCGCUCAGAAAUCUUUUCAAAAUGAUAAUUUUUUUCAACUGGAAAUUCCAUGUGAAGAUCGGUUCAUGUACACAGCUUUACCUUUUGUAAGAGAUGACUGUAACGAAGAAAGAAACCCAUCUGACUGCAUGUUUGCAGUCUGGAAGGAAUACACUUAUUGGCAAAAGUUUCUUCAUCUGGGCCUUGAUUGCUCAGCUAUGGCAGAUGAAACCCAAAUCAAAACGUGCUCUGUGAUUAAAUUUCUCUCAGAUGUAUAAUUUUUAGUUGAAAUGAUUAAAUUCAUAUGUUUGUACUUAUUUUACAUAUAUGUAAAUCACUG
Symsagittifera roscoffensis is the source of this 2969-nucleotide messenger RNA. RefSeq lists its product as uncharacterized. Gene Ontology annotation, molecular function: zinc ion binding. The coding region runs from base 179 to 1696 and encodes 505 amino acids. NCBI's taxonomy places the organism in Eukaryota, Metazoa, Xenacoelomorpha, Acoela, Convolutidae. The transcript is spliced from 2 exons. The record is from RefSeq and is a predicted model, not a curated record.